UCAAGGACACUUUCAUUCAAUUGAAGCCGUCCAUCUGUGACACAGCAUAUUUAAUUAAACAAAGAGCUGGCAAUGCAUUCCUCAGCUUCAACAGGCCCCUCGCAUUUAUUCAAUGCCCACUGUGAGGUGAAGGAGGAUAAUCUAAAAGAUAAGGAGUUGUAUCACUCAAGAUGGCAUGAUCUGGAUAUGGAAAGAAGACCAUGGGAAAGGACAACACUCUCUGAGAAUAACAGUCAGAAAAAAGAGAGGUAUGAGAAGAAACAUCUGGACUUAUUAGUGCAAAGAUCUCCAGAUCAGAAGAUGGAGACCGGAAGGCUAGGGGAGAGGAUGACUGAAUAUCAGCUCCCCUACCUAAAUGUUCUUCCAGUGCCCAUCUUUGUGACAAAUAAAGUGCUGUCUGUGGCUAAAGAUUCAGAGCAAGCUCCAACAUCCGUAGAACUGAAAGCCAUCAUGGAGUUUGAAAAAGCACUGUCCAGUGGUGUGAGCGUAGGCCGGAGAGAAAUUUCCGAGAUAACGAAAGAGAUGCCGAAUGUUUUUCAGCCAAUCAGGAUGGAUUUCAGAGCCUCCAAUCUGGUGCUUCCUAGAAAUGUACUGCCACAGUUUGAGGCUGUGAUAAGAAGUUAGUAGCUCCUAGUUCAUGGAAACUACAGUAAAUGCAAGGCCUGGACAAAAAAGCAUUGGCUAAAUAAGCACUUCAAACUGGUAUAAAUUAAUAUGUACUACACAUUUGUCUUAUGGUUUCAAACUACCUGAACUUACUUCAGUAUUUACUAACAUCGAGUUUUUACGGUGUACAGCUUUCAGAACUCAUAGAUUAACCUUGCCAAACAAAGGCACAAACAAAAUUUUACUGUCAACUGAAACUGGUUGUUUAUAUUUAGUUAUUACAUUUUAGUUCAUGAGGUUGCGUUUUUUAAUUGCACGUUAUUCAUAAUUAUAUUAACUUAUCUAUAAUGGAACUGGAACGUUAUACUGUUAACACCAUGGGACAGCUGUUUUAUUUUAUUUAUUUUUUGGCUUUUUUUAAACAAAUUGCUGGUGUCUAUUUUUCACAUUGCCUUGAAUUAAACCUGAGACCAUUUUAAAUCACUGAGCAGUGCUAUAGGCUUACUGUUGAACUAUGAGAAAAAUAUUAAGUUCAGUUUAAAAUAGUAUUAAUACUUGGCAUACUGUAAGUAGCUCUUAGAAGGAUUAUCAAAUAUGUUGAAAUAGGAGUCAAUAGAUAAAUGUAUGUGAAGGGUAAAAAGCACAGUUUUACAGUGACUAAGACAGAUGUGAGGUGGUUAAAUAUAAGUUGGUGACGCACAGGAAGUGUGCACAUUAUCAGACUUAAUCAGUAUAAAUUGAACAAUGUUAAAUUGUAAAUUGAUAGCUUAACUUUUACAGAUUUUUUUCAAGAAUGCAAGUAUCCUCAAAGUUGAGCUAACAUGUUUCAAACAGUGCUUCUUGCUGCCCUCAACUGAUGUUCUGUAUUUGCGUAUUUCACAGGCAGGCAAGUUCUAUAUAAAAACUAACUGUUUCUCAUUGAAUAAUAUAACUUUGUAUUGGCAUACAAUUAAAGACUGCUUUCUAAACAUUAA
Acipenser ruthenus (sterlet) is the source of this 1580-nucleotide messenger RNA. RefSeq names its product telethonin-like. Bases 73 to 624 code for a protein of 183 amino acids. Gene Ontology annotation, biological process: sarcomerogenesis; cardiac myofibril assembly; cardiac muscle tissue morphogenesis. The record is from RefSeq and is a predicted model, not a curated record. Gene Ontology annotation, cellular component: Z disc. Gene Ontology annotation, molecular function: protein-macromolecule adaptor activity; titin binding; titin Z domain binding. Lineage: Eukaryota; Metazoa; Chordata; Actinopteri; Acipenseriformes; Acipenseridae. The transcript is spliced from 2 exons.